Messenger RNA from Macrobrachium nipponense, 2911 nucleotides. Its product is annotated as C-type lectin domain family 12 member A-like. Gene Ontology annotation, biological process: cellular response to molecule of fungal origin; positive regulation of wound healing; positive regulation of lymphocyte activation. NCBI's taxonomy places the organism in Eukaryota, Metazoa, Arthropoda, Malacostraca, Decapoda, Palaemonidae. Gene Ontology annotation, cellular component: cell surface. The record is from RefSeq and is a predicted model, not a curated record. Gene Ontology annotation, molecular function: pattern recognition receptor activity; (1->3)-beta-D-glucan binding. The coding region runs from base 95 to 469 and encodes 124 amino acids. The transcript is spliced from 3 exons.
CUCCGAUCUCACUGGGAAUUCAGAGGGAAGGACACUGCCAGAGCUAGUAGCACGAAGCUAAGCUCCGUGAGAGAAAGAGAUAGAGUAUUCGAGUAUGGCCGUUGCUUCUUGCUUUCGUCUACUUGCGACCAUUCUUCUUCUUGCAAUGGCUGGUCGCUGCUCCUCGCAGCAAAUGGAUCAUAUCCAACUCAACAGAAUUGCAGACUCGAUUGACGACCUCACUCAGGUGGUGCAUGCACAAGCGGUUGCCUCAUUGAAAGUCGCCUCACAAAUCAUGAGAUUGUUCACCUUGAUGGCCACAGAUCAUCUUGUCUGUGAGAGGGGUUGGUUUAAGCUGAGAUCCUCCUGUUACUUCAUUAAUGAAGACACCAACACUUGGGAGGAGAGCCGUCAGAAGUGCAUAGCCUUCAAUUCUGACUUGGUCAAGAUAACUCAUGACGACGAGUACAACUUCCUCGGCAGUGAGUAAAAGUAAUCGUGAGUUUAAAUGUAAAGAAACCACCACAGUAGUAACAUCAAGUUGCUUAAUCAAACAGAUAAGUCACUGUUCUAAGCUCAAAGACACCUUUUCGAGGAUUUUAAUCUUAAAAUCAUUUAACACAUUAUAAUUUAAUAGUAAGUUGCUUGUAUGGAGAUGGUAGAUAAAAUAAAUAGUAAGAGGUAAUAAAAUGUAAUUCCAAUGACAAAUAAAGGCUUCAUUCAAAAUAUAUGAACAACAUUAUCAAAUAUCAUCGCUUAUUAUACCUAUUAAAAAUUAACACUUUCCCUGUCAUACCCAAUAUAGUAACAUGUACAAAAUUUCAUUCAAUCACCAGGCAAAAUGGCUUGUCAUUUUUGUAUAUCAAAUACAUUCAGUAAAUAUAUACAAAGUAAAAAGAACAUAUGAAUACUACAUCAUAUAAUUGUAAAAAAAAAUCUAUCCCAGACCAUUGACAGCACUGUAGUCUCUUACACAACAGUUAAUUACAUAAGCAGUUUUAAAUGGAAUGCAUGUAAGUUUACAAAUUAUAUAAGUCUAAAUUUCUAAAGAGUAGUGCAUCAAUACAGGGGGUAUUUCAUUGGAACUGUUUUUAGAAUUACAACUUUUGACAAAAUUCAACAGAAGUUAAAUAAAGGACAUAAUUUUCAAUUCAGAACUACAUUUCCAUAAUAACUAUUCUUCUUCAUCUGACUCAUCACAUUCCUCUGCUUCACUAUCAUUGUCACUUUCCUCAUCAAGAACUUUUUCAGUUUGAUAAGUAAGACAAUCAGGAAUGAUGGGACCAAUAAACCAAUUCAGCGUGUAUAUUCCAUUUUCCUUAGUCCACCCGUUGCAAUGUGGAUCAAGGUGAUUAAUGUCUCUUUCAUUUGAUGAUUACACGGUUUGGCAAUGAAGUUUGCACGGAGGAUGUGCUGCUUGAGGGAUGCUUAGUAUGGGGGGGAAGCAUAGAUGGCUCCAUUCCUUUGAUAUUUUUUUAAAGGAGUGUUAGAGUCUUUGUACUGAUACUUCACAGUGAAUAUGCUGAAGUGAGCUGUAUUAACGUCUUAAGUUUUGUGUGUUUUGCCCAUACAAAACACACCCAAACUCUUCCAGAAUAAGGUGCUAUGUCUCUUCACUGCAGAGGAGCCAAGUUCUCCAAAUGCUCUUCAGAACCUUGGAUAAUACAAUAUUUAAUAGAUGUAGUUUUCUUUUGCCCUAAAUUACAGAAUAUUCGCAGCCAGUGAAUGCAUGCAAACAAAGUAAUGCUUAUCAAAGCAAUGUUACAUCUAUAUACCUCCGACUGUUGUUUAAAUUUCCGACGUCCGUAUAAACUGUAAGUGAAUAAUUCAAACCUGCAUGAUAAAAAAGAAUCACCAGCACAUCAGUUUCAUUGAUGUGGUUAUAGUUCAGUAUGAAUAUGCUUCACAUGCUGCAUCAUCUUUGUAUCAACUUCAAUGUGAGAACUCACCAGUGGCUUAUAGGAAGCAAAGAAAGGAUGUCUUGAAGGAAGAGGAUGACACGCCUGUAGAGAAAUUCCUUGGCCUAGUCUGUUCACCAAUGGUGAUGCUGAAACCAGCUACUGAGUUACAAUCAAUGAAACCUUCGGUACAACUUAAUACUUAUUUUUGAGUAUGUGUCAACUGACAAAAUGAACCUAUGUUGCAGAUAUCCUGCAAAUAUUCGUUAAUAUACAGUUGCUUCAUCUUUGAACUUAACAAGUAGGUUAGUCAAACUUCUUUCCCCACCGUUAUCCCUACAUGAAGGGGUCAGUUGCCUGAUGCGCCUUCUCCACUGCCUUCCAGCAAAAGCAUCAUCCUCCACCAAACCUCUUUCCUCCACAUCUUUCUCCACUUUACUACACCAUCUAAUUCUCUGUCUCCCUCUCGAUCUUCUUCCUCUAAUAGGUUCCUCCUAAGCCCUCUUCACUCCCUUCUAGUCAUCCAUCCUCAACACAUUCCCGUCCCACCUCAAUUGACAUCAAAACAUCACUUUUCUUGGGAUUCAAUCGAAUGUUUUCUCUAGGACUAUAAAUGCACGAUAGAGCCUCUGGUUUUCCUCUAGCCUCUGUUCCUGUAACUGUCUUACUAUGAAUACUAUGGAGAUGGCAUUCACUGUCUCUCUUACUCUUAUGAAAAUAACAUCCAACAUUUAUUACACUAUUAUUAAUCUUGUUAUAUAUUGAUACAACAAUUAUCUUUACAACACUUGCGCACUAGGCACUGCAGGAAAUUGCAGUCACUUUAAAGACUAUUAGACCAAUUUCAAAAGCAAUAAUUGACAAGUUCAUCUGUCUUCGCCAAAUGUGCCACAAUCAUACUUUAAUCCAUAAGAAAAACAAGAACCAUCCAUUGUGGGGGAGGGGGGGGGGGAAGUUCCAUGCAUUCAUGCAAAUACAAGGGAAAUAGAAUAAUUAGAUGAAUAACUGUCAGAAAUCCUUUCCACCUUUUGUAA